UUAUAGCCCCUCGAUCAAAGGGCAAUUUUCGAAGAGAUUUAGAAAAAAGGCAAAAAAAUUUCAUAAAAAUUCAGAAAAAUUCAGAAAAACACAGAAAAAAACGAAAAUUCAGAAAUACACAAAAAUACAUUUUAAUAAUUUUUACCUCAAUUUAUUUAUCAUUUUCCAUCCCUCAAAAAAACUAAAAAAAAAUUUUAGUGGUAAAAAUAAAUUAGCUACUACAUAUACCAAAAUCUUUUCGCAUCCCUCCACCUACUUUUCUCCUUUUUUAAUUUAAUUAUUUUUUGUGAUUACUUCUAUUUUCUAUCUACGCAUUGUAAUCAAUUAAAUAAAGAAUUAUAUAUUUUUAACAUUUCUUCUUUCCCACACAAAAUGCGCAUUUUUUCUAUUUUACCUAAUUUUUAAUUGAAAAUUAAAAAAAAUUAUUUUUAAAUUUAUUUAACUUAGUCUAGUUUUUUGACCAUAACUUUUUUGUUAGAUUUCCUAAAUUUCUGAUCUUUAGCUUAUUUUGUAGCCCAUUUUCUCCUCUAUCAGAUGAUCUUUAAAUUAUUUAAAAUGGUCGAUCCAUUCUUGAGUUAUAAGGCUAAAACUUACCUAUUGUCGUACAUCAGAUUUCAACCUCAAUGUUAUUUUCUCGCCCAUAACUCUUUUAAUUAUCAGCCGAAAAUUUUUAUUUUAAUUAUUUUGGUAGCUUAUUUUCUCCUCUAUUUAAUGAUACUAAAACGACUUUUUAAGGUUAAUCCAUUCUCGAGAUAUACCACUAAAACUUGAUCAAAGUCACCCUCUAUUUUCUCGCUCCAACAUUACUUUAUCGACCACAACUUUUUCUGAAUAUUUUCUAAAUAAUUAACUAUCCGCUUAUUUUGUAGCAAAUUUUCUCCUCUUUCGAAUGAUACUAAAAGCAAUUUAAAAUAUUAAUCCAUUCUUGAGAUAUAAGCCUAAAAGUUGACCAAGGUCACACAUAAUAUUCUCUCUAAAGGCUAGUUUUUAGAAUAUAACUUUUUCUGAAUAUUUUCUAAAUUAUUAAUUAUCAGCUUAUUUUGUAGCAAAUUUUCUCCUCUUUCGAAUGGUACCAAAAGUUAUUUAAAAUAUUAAACCAUUCUUGAGAUAUAAGCCUAAAAGUUGAUCAAGGUCACACGCAAUAGGCUGGUCUCUUGAAUAUACCCCUUUUUCAAUUUUUUGUCCACAACAUUUUUUCUCCUUUCUCUCAAAUUCUGCUUUCCAGCUUAUUUUAUAGCAAAUUCUCUCCUCUAUCAAAUGAUACCAAAUUUACCAAAAAUGAUUCAUCCAUUCACGAGUUUGAUUUUUUCAAAGUUUUUAAAGUUGAGAGG
Meloidogyne enterolobii is the source of this 1331-nucleotide messenger RNA. Lineage: Eukaryota; Metazoa; Nematoda; Chromadorea; Rhabditida; Meloidogynidae. The record is from the annotation of a GenBank genome assembly.